Messenger RNA from Phacochoerus africanus (Common warthog), 1440 nucleotides. RefSeq names its product sarcoglycan alpha (gene SGCA). NCBI's taxonomy places the organism in Eukaryota, Metazoa, Chordata, Mammalia, Artiodactyla, Suidae. Gene Ontology annotation, molecular function: calcium ion binding. Gene Ontology annotation, cellular component: membrane; sarcoglycan complex. Bases 217 to 1284 code for a protein of 355 amino acids. The transcript has 10 exons. The record is from RefSeq and is a predicted model, not a curated record.
AGCUGCUCUGGGCCACUUUCCCGUUCCUCCCUCCGCCCUCCUCCCUGCUCCUGUCUCUGUCACUCACAGGGCAGGGCCAGCCUGGGGCGGCCAUGGCAGCAACGCUGAUCUGGAUUUCUCUCCUCGUGGGUCUCCUGGCAGGGCUGGGGGGCACCGAGAUCCAGCAGACCACCUUGCACCCACUCGUGGGCCGCGUGUUUGUACACACACUGGACCAUGAUGCUUUCCUGCAGCUUCCUGAGCACGUUGCCCCUCUCCUCCCUUCCACCAGCUGUCCCUGUCACCUACCACGCCCACCUCCAGGGACACCCAGACCUGCCCCGGUGGCUCCGCUACACCCAGCGCAGCCCCCACCACCCUGGCUUCCUCUAUGGCACUGCCACCCCAGAGGAUCGCGGACACCAGGUCAUUGAGGUCACAGCCUACAACCGGGACAGUUUUGACACCACCCGGCAGAGGCUGGUGCUGUUGAUUGCAGACCCAGAAGGCCCACUGCUUCCAUACCAGGCUGAGUUCCUGGUGCGCAGCCAUGACGUGGAGGAGGUGCUGCCCUCGACACCUGCCAGCCUUUUCCUCACAGCCCUCGGGGGGCUCUGGGAGCCGGGGGAUCUCCAGCUGAUCAAUAUCACUUCUGCCUUGGACCGAGGGGGCCGAGUCCCCCUGCCUAUCGAAGGUCGAAAGGAAGGCGUAUACAUCAAGGUGGGUUCUGCCUCACCCUUCUCCACCUGCCUGAAGAUGGUGGCAUCCCCCGACAGCCAGGCUCGCUGUGCUCAGGGCCAGCCUCCACUGCUGUCCUGCUAUGACACCUUGGCACCUCACUUCCGAGUUGACUGGUGCAAUGUGUCCUUGCCUGGGCUCUCUGAGCAGGUGGACAAGUCAGUGCCAGAGCCCGCAGAUGAGGUGCCUACUCCGGGCGAUGGGAUCCUGGAACACGACCCGUUUUUUUGCCCACCCACCGAGGCCACAGCCCGAGACUUCUUGACGGAUGCCUUGGUCACCCUCCUGGUGCCCUUGCUGGUGGCCCUGCUGCUCACCCUGCUGCUGGCCUACGUCAUGUGCUGCCGGCGGGAGGGACGGCUGAAGAGAGACUUGGCCACCUCUGACAUCCAGAUGGUCCACCAUUGCACCAUCCGCGGGAACACCGAGGAGCUGCGACAGAUGGCAGCCAGCAGAGAGGUGCCCCGGCCGCUCUCCACCCUACCCAUGUUCAACGUGCGCACGGGUGAGCGGCUGCCCCCCCAAGUGGACAACGCCCAGGUGCCCCUCAUCCUGGACCAGCACUGAGGACCCGCACAGAGCAGCCUAACCCAUGGCCACAUUCUUUCUCCCCAUUCUGGCUCCUGGACUGAUGGACCCCAGGCCUGGAAUAAGCAGAGAAAUGAGGAUGGGGCGGGGGUGUCUGGGAUCCAGACUCCUAGAAUAAAUCCCUGCUGCUCUGCU